Molecule: messenger RNA, 2040 nt
Organism: Anneissia japonica
Lineage: Eukaryota; Metazoa; Echinodermata; Crinoidea; Comatulida; Comatulidae
Exons: 2
Coding region: 507-1607 (366 amino acids)
Source: RefSeq, a predicted model, not a curated record
UGGAUAAUGUAUUGUUUUGAGUCUCGUGCACAUUCCGUCGCCUGGUCUUUGGCCGACGAAUUUCUUCAUCCGUUGACUGUCGACGGCAAUCUGAGAGGAUCAUUCUUAGAUGAAAACGACCAGGUGCCCGAUAAGUUGCCAUCGGUGUAGGCCUACAAGAAAUCCAUUAUCCUGUCACUAAUGUUAUGUAUUAAUUUAUUACUGUAUUAAAGUGUAAAGGCUAAAAUGGCCUUCAAUUUAAUUUUCUGUUAUGUAGUUCUUAGAUUUAUAAAUUUUUCCCCUCAUAAAAAUUGUUUACAAUGUAUUGUGAUUUUUGGCUAUUCUUUGGCAAACAAUAAUCUGACUGACAGUCUGACUUAGGCCACUGUCGACUGACGAGCUAAAUCUGACUGACUGACAAAUCCUGUGAGGCCAAACAACUGAUCGUUCAUGCAGACUCGGAUAACGUUGACCAUCAAUCAGAAUCAUUUUUAGCUCCCGUACUCGUGCUGUGGAAAUAGCUCAGAAUGUUCCUACCAAGAAGCACGUCUGCUAAACUUGUAUGUGAGGGAGUAGAGUUAUGUUUGAUCAUGAGAAAAAAAAACAAAAAAAAAACCGUUUUAACAAAGUUUGGCCCAUGCAGGUGGGCACUUUUUUUGCUAUUACACCACCACAUGAUUAAACUAUUUCGUUUGUAUGGUACAGGUUGUGACUGUGGAGAUGACAUAUACAGCCUCAUUCACCUAUCACGUGAUAUCAAACGCUUCAGAGUUAAUACGAGUUUGGAUUUUCUUACCGAUUAUGAAUAUGUACAUUUUCUGUUCACUUCGAAUUUUUCCAUCAAUACAUUUGCUUUUGACAUUGAAGUGAAGAAACAAAAUCCAGUUGGAUUUAAAAUCAAAAGCACCAGUUUCGACAGCACCACGGAGUUUGAGACAACAUUUGAUGCUUGUAACAUCUCGGUAGGAUACCAAAACGGAUACAUCAUGAUCAACCGUACAAACGGAUUGACAAUACUGCAGUCGCAAAUGUCUACUUCAAGGCCAAUAUAUUUUUGGUAUGGCAAAAAUAUCCAGAUUUCGGAGUGCAGUACAGUGUUGAGUGACGAAUGCAGUGCGGAGUAUUCAGACACCACUAAUCAGCUGUUGGAGGUAAAGUGUCCAAUGAAUAAAUGCAAUUGGAAAAUCCAAAAUAAUGUUUUUGAGAAGUGCGAUGCUAAUUGUACACACAAAAUAGCAAACUGCGCCGACUAUCUCACAUGGUAUAAUGACAGCGGCACUUUUGACACCUGGACUCAACUCCAGAUGAUCACGGAUGACAACGCACAAACGCAAAAUCGGGUGAUUUCUACAGCAGACCUGAAAUGGACUGAGCCGCAACACGUGUCACAGCAGUAUAACACCACGAGCUAUCAAAGAGAAAACAUUACUACGAUUGGAGACAACAUUAACACGAUUGGAGAAUAUGUAUCAGGCGAUAGUGACAACACGGACACUCCCAUUAGCUUUGGGCAGCCGGUAAUGACUGCCAUGCGUACGGAAUAUCGCAAGACAAGUCACCGUCCGGCACAAAUGACAGAAACGUCAACUGAGAACGGUAAUACUUCUUCUUGUCAAAUCCAUUCUUAAUAUAAUAACCUAAGUAUGUCCUUAUUUGCUAAUAAUUAUUUUAAUAACUAUUUUCACCAUCAUAAUCAUCAUAUCACCAUCAUCAAUAUCAGAUUAUCCUUAUCAUCAAUAUCAUCAUCUUCAUCUUCUUUAUCAUCAUCAUCUUCUUUCUUCUUCACUACCACAAACAAAAUUAUCAAUACUACAGACCUACCAACCAACCCAUGGGUCAUGAAAAUCUGGAGAUUUUUUUUAAUUUUUUUUUUUUAAUCUUAAAAAUCUGGAGAUGUACCAAAAAUAAACUGGAGGUUUUCAGAAUUAGCCAAAAGAUGAAGCAAAAUACUAAAAAAGACACGUCAAGACAAAUCAUGCUAUAGUGGUAUAAAAUAAAUGGGAUACAGAAGUACUGCAAAACGUUUAAAUGUCUGCUUAUUGAUAUCGGCGAUUCGGCAGA